Messenger RNA from Lichtheimia ornata, 5109 nucleotides. RefSeq lists its product as uncharacterized. Bases 1 to 5109 code for a protein of 1702 amino acids. Gene Ontology annotation, molecular function: small GTPase binding. Lineage: Eukaryota; Fungi; Mucoromycota; Mucoromycetes; Mucorales; Lichtheimiaceae. The record is from RefSeq and is a predicted model, not a curated record. Gene Ontology annotation, biological process: intracellular protein transport. The transcript is spliced from 16 exons.
AUGUUGCCUUCCAAGUCUACACCGGCCACCAUCAAGAUCACUGCCGUUCAUGUCGAUGCUGUCAAUGAAGUCAACCGUGGAUUGGAAUGUAAGCCGAAUGCGACUAUUGAACUUGCACGCCAUAUACCGAGACAACGUUGGUCGAUAAAAGAUCAUAAAAUGGCUGUCACUAUACCUUGGAUGCAGCUAUCAGCAGCCCAUGGCAAUAUCAACAAGACGACAUCGACGUUUACUGAUCCUUUUUGGAACUAUUCGACAAAGGCAAUGGCUGAGAGCGAGUCCACCCGAGUAUUUGUGAAUGGAGACGUGAUCAUGGGUAUCAAAGAGGAUGUGCCAUCUCUCGCAGCAGCAAGUCUUUGUGAAUUCCAGCAACAGCAUCAAGCAUCCGUUUCCUUUGCAACCAAUGACACAACUAGUUCAAGUAGCAUGAUCCAAUCCAGUGAUCCGACUCAGCAAUCGGCACAUUCAUUAGCCAGUGGCAUUGUACAACAACAACACGACAUACCAUCAUCUAUUAUGUCAUCUGGUCAAUCAUCAUCCACCAAUAAGCAGCAGCACAAUCCUGUAUUGCCUCGUUUACCAUCCACAUCCACAUUACAACAUCUUCAAAGAAACGACACCAAGAAAUCACCUGCAUCUCUCUUUCAAUCAAUCAGCAACUUGUUUACUACGAAAAAGGAAGAGGAACAACAACAACAAUCAUCUGAUUAUCCAGCAUGGAUCCAGCAUUUGCAUUCAAGGCUGACAUCGCUUGUCGAGGAUUUGAAACCAGGUCAUCAAGAGAGGGGCACCUAUAGACACAAAAUCGUCAUUGUUGGUAUCCAUGGUUGGUUUCCUACAAAGCUGGUACGAAGCAUGAUUGGAGAACCAACCGGUACAUCACAAAAAUUCUGUCAACAAAUGCGGAUUGCCCUUGGACACUAUUUCCUCACAGAGCAUCAGCUUGCAUUACCAGAGGACGCAAUCACUCUUAUACCGCUUGAGGGCGAAGGCAAAGUAGAAGAAAGAGUUGACAAGCUAUACCAGCAACUACUGCAGAAUACGGCAUGGCUGGAAGCAAUAGCCUCUGCUGAUGUCAUUUUAUGGGGCACGCAUUCACAAGGCACACCUGUAUCGGUUAUCCUGUUACACCAACUACUGGAACGAGGUCAUAUAAGUACCCAGAGCACAUCCAUUUGUAUGCUUGCUAUGGCAGGGAUUGGUCACGGCCCAUUUGCAGCAUUACAAGGAAGUUUGAUUGUCAAGUAUGUGGAAGCGGAUGCUGCACGUGAGCUGUUCGAGUUCAUGGAUUCCAACAGCGGCAUCUCACAACGGUUUCGAAAGACGCUUGCCGCCAUACUUGAAAAGGGUAUCAAGCUCGUUUUGGUGGCUUCAUUGCAGGAUCAAGUGGUGCCUCUUUAUUCAGCUACGUUGACAAGCAUAUCACAUCCCAACAUCUUGCGUGCCGUGUACAUUGACAAGCAUGUUUAUGCUGACAACGACUUUUUGAUCAACCUGGUGGUGUUCGCUUUACGAUUACGCAAUGCAGGAUUAUCGGAUCAUGGUCUUUUGGUUCAUCUAAGUGAGGUGCUAGCAGGUAGCAUUUAUGCGUUUGAAGGAGGACAUUCAACGAUAUACGAAGAGGUGGAUGUUUAUUUGACAGCUGUGCGCUAUCUAUUUCAACAACCUAUUGAUCAUGGAUCACAGCAUGAGCCACACAUGGAGCCAUUCAAAGCAAGUGCUCGACUCAAUCCUUUUUAUCUUCCGUGGGCUGUUCGAGGGAUCUUUGAUGACACAAGGGUGGUUCAGCAUGCCUUAUCUGAGCUAGAGAGAUUGCACCAACUGUUUAAAGCUUGGACUCCGACCAGUACCAGGUUACGCGAGAUCAAAUUCCGUCUUGAACCUCUUGCCGAUUAUUGUUUACCCUGUAAAUGGAAGGAAGCUUAUUCCCAUCUUUUUCCCUACAACACCGCCUGUUUGGCUGCAAUGGACGUCAACACUGUUGAAGAUCUCUUGGCGAGACUCGCUACUGCACAAGAUUCUGACACUGUUCGCAACGUCACUUCUGCAUUGAACACUCAAGUGUACGCUUCACCCCAAUGUGUUCCUGCUCUUGUCCAAAUCAUUAGCAGCUCCCCGAGAGACGAGGUGCGACAACUUGCUGCAGUCGAGCUCCGUAAACGCGUUUCAAAGUGGUGGUUGAAGGUCGAUGAGUCUACACGCGCUCCUCUUCGUAGCCAACUCUUGCAAGUGGUCCUUUCCGAGCAACAUCAAUUGACUCGCCAUGCUAUCUCACGUGCCAUUUCAUCCAUUGCUCGUAUUGAUAUCCCCGAGAAUCGUUGGCCCGAGCUCUUGUCUUUCUUGCAUCAAGCUACUAGCAGUGCUACCGUGAGCCACCGUGAAGUUGGCAUGUAUUGUAUUUAUACCCUUUUCGAGGUCGUUGCCGAAUUCUUCAUGAACCAAGCUGCUUCCCUCUUUGAACUCUUCGCAAAGACCAUUGUUGAUCCCGAGAGCCAAGAAGUCCGUGUCACCACUGUGCUUGCCCUUGGCAAGAUGGCCGAAUUCAUUGAUCCCGAGGAUAAGCAAGAUAUUAAUGCGUUCAAGCAAUUGAUUCCCGCUAUGGUGAAUGUCCUCGAACAAGUCUUGAAGAACAGCGAUGAGAAGAAUGCCGCCGAGAUCUUUGAAGUGUUUGACAACUUGUUCAUGUUGGAUACACCUUUCCUUUCUGAUCACAUGACCGACCUUGUCAGAUUCAUGCUUACCGUUGCUGGUACUCGUGACUUGGAUGACAGCCUUCGUGAAUUGGCUUUGUCUUCUUUGAUGUGGGGAUCCAUCUAUAAGCAAAGCAAGAUCAAAUCUCUCAAGUUGGUUGGCCCUAUUAUCGAAAGUGUCAUGCCUAUUGGUACCGAAGAGGAUCCCGAGGAUGUGGAUGAUGAAUCACCUUCCAGAGCUGCUUUCAAGGUGCUCAAUGCCCUUGCAUCCAACAUGCCUCCUCAACAAAUUGUGCCAAUCAUGAUGCCCAUCGUUCUCAACUAUAUGCAAAAUCCCUCUGCUGGUCAUCGCAAGGCUGCCAUGAUGAGCGUUGCAGUGAUUAUUGAAGGCUGUGCCGAGUUUAUUUCUACCCGAUUGGGUGAGCUUCUUCCUGUGGUAUGUGCAGGUCUUCAAGAUCCCGAGGUGAUUGUUCGUCGUGCAGCAUGUAUGGCUCUUAGCUGCCUUGCCGAAGAGCUUCCUUCCGAAAUGUCUGAGCACCAUCAAACACUCAUGCCAUUGGUGUUCAACCUCUUGAACGAGCCCAACCCUGAAAUCACCAAGCACGCAUGCAAUGCUCUUGAUCCUAUGCUUGAUGGCCUUGAAGGUGAAAUUCUUCAAUAUCUUCCUAUGCUUAUGGAACGUCUUGUGUGGCUUCUUGACAAUGCCAACCACACCGAAACCAAGGCCACUGCUCUUGGUGCUAUUGGCAGUGCUGCUCACUCGGCAAACGAAUCCUUCCAACCCUACUUUAAUGAAGUCAUGCCUCGUAUUCGUCAACUCAUGUCCGCCACUUCUGGUAAUGAUGAUGGUUUAUUGCGUGGUGUCGCUUCGGACACGGCUGGUGCUGUUGCUGAAGCUGUUGGUGCCGAUGUCUUCCGCCCUCACACUCAAGACUUUAUGAACCUUGCUAUUGAACAACUUAACCUUGACAGCCCUCGCCUUCGUGAAUGCUCUUACGCUUUCUUCUCGGUGAUUGCCAGCGUUUUCCAUGAAGAAUUUGCACCUUUCCUUCCUACUAUCAUGCCUGCCAUUCUCGCAUCUUGCAAGGCUGAAGAGGGUAACGAACCCAACUUGGAGACUGAAAUUGAUUUGACAGCUGGUGGCGAAGAUGAAGAGGAUGAGGAUGACUUUAGCGCUCUCAACUUCAAUUCCGCUAUUGCCGAUGAAAAGGAAUUUGCUGCCGAUGCUCUUGGUGAGCUUUUUGAAAACACCCGUACACACUUUUUGCCCUAUGUUGAGGAAUCAGUCGAAGCCCUUAUGGAAGCAACGGGUCACUUGUUCGAUGGUGUUCGUAAGGCCGCUCUUGGUAGUUUGUUCACCUACCUCAAGGCCUUCCAUGCUCUUUCAGGUGCUGCAGACUGGACCCCUGGUUUGCCUGUCAGCUAUGCUAUCCACGAGAAUGUACAAAAGAUGCUUGGUAUCGUCAUGCCCACUGUGAUGGCCAUGUGGUCCGACGAGGAUGAUAGAAUGGUGGCUGUGCAAAUUUGCAAGGAAAUGACACAAGCUCUCAAGUUGAUGGGUCCCUGCGUUGUUGCUGAUCAUCUGCAAGAGGUUUCCGAUCGUAUUUUGGAGAUCUUUGAAAAGCGUUCAGCUUGCCAGGAGACUUAUGACGUGGAGGAUCUUGUGGAUGAGGAUGAAGAAGCUGAAUCCGAAUCUAUGCUUAUCGCUGCCGCUGCUGAUCUUGUUGCCGCCCUUUGUGAAGCUAUCGGUGAAAACUAUGUUCAAUACUUUGAUGUGUUCCUUCCCUUGAUCGCCAAGAACUACAAAUCUACAAAGUCAGCAAGUGAGCGUCUCAUGGCAACCGGUUGCCUUGGUGAAUGUAUCGGUGGCAUCAAGUCUGCAGUGACACCUUACACUGAAAAGUUGCUCAACCUCUUUGUCAAGGCUGCUUCGGAUGAGGAUGAAGCUGUGCGAAGCAAUGCAGCAUUUGCCUUGGGUGUGCUUGCAGCCAAUACCACAGCCGACAUUUCACAGCAAUAUUCCACCAUCUUGACCGCACUCCACCCAUUGUUCGAGAAUCAAAGCAUGCCCAACACCACUGAUAAUGCAGCAGGCGCUGUUGCUCGUUUGAUUAUUGCUCGCCCUGAAGCUGUUCCUUUGGAUCAAGUGCUACCAGUCUUUUUGAAUUCGUUACCUCUCAAGGCUGAUUAUGCUGAAAAUGAGCCCGUAUUUAAUUGUCUUUUCCAUCUCUUCCGCGUCAACAAUGGAUUUGUUAUGGGACACAUUCCUCAAUUCUUGCCCAUCUUUUCAACUGUGCUUUCAAACGAGGACCAACUCAGUGAUGCUACCCGGGGACAAUUGGUGGAGCUUUUGCGUGCCCUUAAUGGACAAUCGCCUGACCUUAAUUUGAGCUCCACUGACUUGGGACGAUUCUUGUAA